Molecule: messenger RNA, 1839 nt
Organism: Podarcis muralis (Common wall lizard)
Lineage: Eukaryota; Metazoa; Chordata; Lepidosauria; Squamata; Lacertidae
Gene: OXNAD1
Product: oxidoreductase NAD binding domain containing 1
Cellular component (GO): mitochondrion
Molecular function (GO): oxidoreductase activity
Source: RefSeq, a predicted model, not a curated record
CAGGAGAGGAAGUGGCGGUGCGGGUGCCGGUUGCUCGUGACUGGGCCUAUUAGGCUGAGGCCUUCGCUAGGCCGGGCGACGCGUCCUGAGGAGUCUGCGGGGGGAGUAAGUCGCCUCCCUUCGCCCUUUUGGACCCCGCGAGAGGCGGGUGAGUCUGAAAAGGGACCCGCAGGAGUAAUGAGGCGGUGGCAACCCGCGUCCUGUCCCGCCGGAGCGAAGCCCCUUCAGGGGGACCUCCACUGGGCUUUAUAUUUAGGACGUGCUCAUUUAUUAUAUCGCAUUUAUAUCCCACCAUUUUUUUAACCCGAGGAGCUCGAGGUGGCGUACAUGAGUCUCCCCGCCCCAUAACCACCCCCCACAACAACCCCGUGAGGUAGGACAGAGCGAGUGAAUUAUUGGCCCAAGGUCACCCAGGAAGCUUGGUAGCCCAGUCAGAGUGUAUGCCUGAAGGAGCGUCUCCACCCCCAUCGUCCAGCCCAGACACUGAGGUCCAGCUCCGAGGGCCUUCUGGCGGUUCCCUCACUGCGAGAAGCAAAGCUACAGGGAACCAGACAGAGCGCCUUCUUGGUAGUAACACCCACCUUGUGGGACACCUUCCCAUCAGAUGUCAAAGAUAAAACAACUACAGAACUUUUAGAAGACAUCCGAAGGAAAACUUUGAGGGGUGAGUCAGUAUUGGAUGAAGAGCCUCUUUUAUCUCUCUCAGUAAGAGUGAUUUGUCCUCCAGUGGGCUGUAAACUGAAAAUUGGAACUGCAGGUGCUUAUAAGACUAGAGAACGCUAUGGUCUGUGCUGCUGUUUUUGCUAUUCCUCCGUUGCUGAGAAGUACUGCUGGAGUUCUUCCCAUUUGUUCUUCUAUCUUACAUCUGAAACAUGCGGCGCUAUGUUAUUGCACAGUAAAUGGCAACAUGAAAUCAAAAAGAAAGCCAGAUCAUCUGGAGAGAACAGCACAUGACUUUCGACAGGAGAUCAUUUCCAAAGCAAAAGUGUGUGGAAUCACCAGCGAAUCUGAAACAGUUAAACGGCUCCGUCUGGCAGUCACAGAUAAAGAAUUUACUUUUAAAGCAGGACAAUGGGUAGACUUCUUUAUACCUGGAGUUGCUGUAGUUGGUGGAUUCUCAAUAUGUUCAAGUCCCGGUCUGCUGCAGCAAGAGGGAGUUUUGGAACUAGCAGUGAAGCAAACCACACACCCUCCUGCUCAUUGGGUUCACACUCAGUGUACACUUGGCUCAGAGGUGGCCUUGCGAGUGGGAGGCAACUUCUUCUUUGAUCCUCAACCUGCCGACGCCCCUGCAAACCUCGUGCUCGUAGCUGGCGGAGUCGGAAUUAACCCCUUGUUUUCUAUACUGCUCCAUGUCGCAGACCUUCAAAGAACUCGAGAGAACAAAGGAUCUGGCUACAAAAUGGGAACGGCAAAUCUGUUCUAUUGUGCAAAAAACACUCACGAGUUGCUCUUUAGGAAACAUAUCCUUGGUUUGACGAACACAUUUCCUGGAAGAAUCACAUGCAGUUUCCAUGUUACCAAGCAGAGUUCACCAAUCUGUGAAAAUCUUCAGCCUUACAUCAAGGAAGGAAGAAUAUCUGCAGAUGAUCUAGAAAAACACAUAUCCACGGAUACUUUGUGGUAUAUCUGUGGUCCACCUGCAAUGAUUGAAUCCAUCUCCAAAGUGCUAGCAAACCUUGGUGUGACUCAAGAUAAAAUUUUCUUUGAAAAGUGGUGGUAGCAUGCAGCAGUUCUUCAGCGGAAGUUAAAAAGAAAGAAAAUGAAACGCGUGCGCGCACACACACAGACACACACACAUAUAUAUACCGUAUUUUUCGCACCAUUGGACGCACCGGA